Messenger RNA from Solanum pennellii, 2237 nucleotides. RefSeq names its product probable LRR receptor-like serine/threonine-protein kinase At3g47570. Gene Ontology annotation, molecular function: protein kinase activity; protein binding; ATP binding. Gene Ontology annotation, biological process: protein phosphorylation. The coding region runs from base 821 to 2002 and encodes 393 amino acids. The transcript is spliced from 3 exons. The record is from RefSeq and is a predicted model, not a curated record. Lineage: Eukaryota; Viridiplantae; Streptophyta; Magnoliopsida; Solanales; Solanaceae.
UUCUAACAUCAUUUGAUAUUAUGGGCAAAAUUUUCAAUAUUUUCUUUGCUCUUACAAUUUUGAUUCUAUUACUCCAUCACCAUACUUCACUUGCUAAUGUUAACACUGAUAAAGCUGCUCUUCUUGCAUUCAAAUCUCACAUUUCUUUUGAUCCUAACAACAUCUUAGCAAGCAACUGGUCGUCUUCCGGCCCUGUUUGCAGCUGGAUUGGAAUCACUUGUGGCUCUCGACACCAUCGAGUCACUGCUUUAAACAUUUCCAGCAUGCACCUUCAUGGUACCAUUCCUCCACACCUCGGAAACCUCUCAUUUCUCGUAUUCCUAAACAUCUAUAACAACAAUUGCUCAGUUGCAGAGGUUGAAAUACAUUAAUGUUAGAAGCAAUAACUUCACCUAACAAGCAACUCCCUAGAUGGAGUUAUUCUACCAAGCCUAGAGAAAUGCAGAAAGCUUCAAAGAUUGUCAUUGUUGCUCAAUGAGUUUGUAGGAACUAUACCAAGAGAGCUAGCCAACUUAACAGCUCUUACAACAUUAUUUCCCGGAGAGCAACACUUGCAAGGAGAGAUACCAGCGGAGCUAGGUAAUCUUAAGAAACUACAGCUGCUGAGUUUGCCUGAUGGUAUGUUUAGGGGCUCUGUCCCUUCAAGCAUUUUCAACAUAUCAACACUGCAGCUCAUAGAUCUUAGACAACACUCAUUGGUCUGUCAAAAAAUAAUUUUUCUGAUAAGAUUCCUAGUACUCUAGGGGGUCUAGAUAAUUUGAUUAAUCUUUCCCUGGCACAUAAUAGACUAGAAGGGCCUAUUCCAGAUUCAUUUGGAAAAAUGUUGGCAUUGGAAUUCUUAGAUUUGUGCUAUAAUAAUCUUAGUGGUAAAAUUCGAAAGUCUUUAGAAGCUCUUGUGCAUCUCAAGUACCUGAACUUCUCAUUCAAUAAACUCAGUGGAGAAAUUCCCAUUGGUGGUCCUUUUGCAAAUGUCACUAGUCAAUCCUUCUUGUCCAAUGAUGCACUCUGUGGUGACUCCCGGUUUUACAUUAAACCAUGUCAAACCAAAUCUACAAAGAAGUCAAGAAGAAAAGGAGUACUUAUAGGUUUAUAUACGCUGUUAGGUAUUGGAUUACUCCUUGUGUUGGCCGUUGGAUUUGUGGUGUUAAGAUUGAGAAAGACAAAGAAGCAUGCAAGCCAAGCAGAUGUGUCUCUGGUAAAAGAACAUGAAAGAAUUUCCUAUUAUGAACUUGAACAUGCAACAGAAGGAUUCGACGAAAGCAACUUGCUUGGUACAGGAUGUUUUAGUGUGGUCUACAAAGGGAUACUUAAGGAUGGUACUCUUUUGGCAGCAAAGGUAUUCAAUGUGCAAGUUGAGGGUGCAUUCAAAAGUUUUGACACGGAAUGUGAGAUACUCCGCAACCUUCGCCACAGAAAUCUGACAAAAGUCAUUACAAGCUGUGCAAACCUUGAUUUCAAGGCCCUUGUGUUGGAAUACAUGCCCAACGGGACACUUGAUAAGUGGUUAUACUCUCACAACUUGUUCUUGAACUUAUUGCAGAGACUGGAGAUAAUGAUAGAUGUUGCAUCUGCAAUGGACUAUCUCCAUAAUGGCUACUCAGCCCCUGUGGUGCAUUGUGACUUGAAACCAAGCAAUGUAUUGCUAGAUCAAGAAAUGGUUGCUCAUGUAAGUGAUUUUGGCAUUGCAAAAUUGCUAGGUGCAGGGGAGGCUUUUGUUCAAACAAGGACAAUUGCAACCAUUGGAUAUAUUGCUCCAGAGUAUGGACAAGAUGGAAUAGUAUCCACGAGCUGUGAUGUUUAUAGUUUUGGCAUUCUGAUGAUGGAGACGUUCACAAGAAAGAGGCCAAGUGAUGAAAUAUUUACCGAAGAAUUGAGCAUACAACGUUGGGUUAGUAAUUCCUCCCAAGUGGAAUUCAUACGGUGGUGGAUUCUAAUUUGGUACCGCCAGGGGAUGAACAAGUUGACGCAAAGAUGCAAUGUUUGUUAUCUAUCAUGGAAUUAGCUUUGUACUGCACUUAAGUGGCACCUGAUGCAAGGAUUAGCAUGAAAGAUGCACUUUCAACACUGAAAAAGAUUAGACUACAGUUUGUCAAUAGUCGACUCUAGGUGGAAUCAGACCGUCCACUCAACUACUUAAAAGUGUGUUUAAUCAAGGUUGUAGGAAGCAACUAGUUUCUUGAUGUAUGCAGUUUUGAUGAUAUAUGAAAGUCAAAACAACUACUCAAAUGGACCAUUAA